AUGAGUGCUAAUACAACUCCUGUUGAUCCUACCAGUCCCCUAUUUGUUUACUCCUCUGAUGUUCCUGGUGUUUCUCUUGUGUCCACUCCCUUCUCGGGUAGUGGUUAUGGGGGUUGGAGAAGGAAAAUGAUUGUAGCUGAGAGUGUGCAGUAUUCUGAUACUGCACAGAGCAUAUGGGCACAGCUCGCAGCUAGAUAUGGUACUGCUAACAGAACCAAAAUUUUUGAACUAAAAAGAGAACUCUCUCAUACUUCUCAAGGAUCUCUAGAUGUAGCCUCAUAUUUUAACAAACUUAAAGGACUGUGGGAUGAAUUAGGAACAAUGUGUACAAAUCAUGGACAAAGAUGCAUUUGUCCUGCCAGAAAUAGCAUCAUACAGGAAGAUGAUGAGAAUAAGGUGUUUCAGUUCCAUAUGGGCCUUAAUGAAGCAUACAUGGGGGUAAGGAGUAACCUACUGAUGAUGCAGCCUCCUCCUACCCUUGACAGUGUCUACAAUAUGGUCCUCAAUGAUGAGAAACAGAGAUAA
Molecule: messenger RNA, 525 nt
Organism: Nicotiana tabacum (common tobacco)
Lineage: Eukaryota; Viridiplantae; Streptophyta; Magnoliopsida; Solanales; Solanaceae
Source: RefSeq, a predicted model, not a curated record